This is a messenger RNA of Oryza sativa Japonica Group (Japanese rice), 1774 nucleotides long. Its product is annotated as SEC12-like protein 1. The record is from RefSeq and is a predicted model, not a curated record. Gene Ontology annotation, cellular component: endoplasmic reticulum membrane. Lineage: Eukaryota; Viridiplantae; Streptophyta; Magnoliopsida; Poales; Poaceae. Gene Ontology annotation, molecular function: protein binding; guanyl-nucleotide exchange factor activity; GTPase activator activity. Gene Ontology annotation, biological process: protein secretion.
CAAAGGAUAACCCAGCGAAUAUCCCAUCCAUCCAACCCGUCCAUCCGGGCCCACCACAACGCGUCAUCAAUCAACCCAUCCAUCCCCCGCAAUAAUUUCUCUCGCUUCCGCCGGUCGCCGCCUCCCUCCGCCGCUUUCUUCCCCUUUAAAACCCUCCCAAAAUUCAAACGCGACCAAGCCGCCGGCGAGGUGAACGAAACCCAACCAUGGCAGGCGGCGGAGGUGGCGAGGGGAAGGUGGCGUGCGCGGCGUGGAUCCGGCGCCGGGAGGAGAAGGAGAAGGCGACGCGCGUCUUCGCGGCGUACGGGCGGGCGGGGUCGCCGCCGGCCGUGGAGGUGCUCGGGUUCGACUCCAAGGAGUGCUCCCUCUCCGAACCCCUGGCGAGGGCGGAGCUCGGGGAGGAGCCGGGCGACGCGCCGCGUGGCAUCACGGUGCACCCCAGCGGCGACGAGCUCGUCUGCGCCACGGCCAAGGGGUGCAGGCUAUUCAAGCUGAUUUUUGAAGAGUUCACUGUUCGACUUAUUUCAAGAGACGCUCCACCACUUGAAUCCGUUGGACCGCAGAAGUGUCUUGCUUUUAGCACUGAUGGAUCUAAAUUUGCCAUUGGUGGUGAGGAUGGGCAUCUCAGAAUAUUUCAUUGGCCGAGCAUGAAUGUGCUCUUAGAUGAACCCAAGGCUCAUAAGUCCUUCCGGGACAUGGAUAUCAGCUUAGAUUCAGAAUUUUUAGUUUCCACAUCCACUGAUGGUUCUGCAAGAAUAUGGAAGAUAGAUGAGGGGGUACCAUUGGUCAAUUUGACUCGAUCUGCGGAUGAGAAGAUUGAAUGUUGCCGCUUUUCUAGGGAUGGCAUGAAACCAUUCCUGUUUUGCACCGUUGCAAAAGGUAACAAAGUUGUAACUGUUGUCUGGAACAUAAGUGACUGGAGUCGAAUUGGAUACAAGAGACUUCUGGGAAAACCUAUCUCCACACUUUCAGUUAGCAUGGAUGGGAAGUAUCUGGCUUUGGGGAGCCAUGAUGGUGAUUUCUGUGCUGUGGAUGUAAAGAAGAUGGAUGUUUCUCACUGGAGCAAGAAGGUCCAUCUUGGUUCUCCGGUUUCCUCAAUUGAAUUUUGUCCUACUGAAAGGGCCGUAAUCUCCACAUCGCAUCAAUGGGGAGCAGAGCUGACAAAGCUGAAUGUCCCUGCUGACUGGAAAGAAUGGCAAGUCUGGCUCAUACUCUUAUCUCUUUUCCUAGUGUCAGCCAUCCUGUUCUAUAUGUUCUACGAGCGCUCCGAUUCCUUCUGGAACUUUCCAAUGGGGCAGCAUCAGCCAGCCAAGCCAUGGAGUGUCAUGAAGGAGUCUCCUCCAGUUCCUGAGGACCAGAACCCCUGGUGAAUUAUCUUUCAAGCAAUCAAGCAUUUGGGUGUUGUUUUAUUUCAUAAUGAAAGGGUUUUUUCCAAGCCUAAUUCAUGUUGUACCAUUUUACUUGUUCGCCGAUCUGACCACGUCAGUAUUUAUCUAGGUAAAUCAGUAAAAUGCCACUGUAAUUGGUGGUCUGAUGGUAGUUAUGAAAAUGCCAUCGACUUCCAAUGAGACUUUCAGUGGCAUUUUUAAGUCUAUUGUACCUUGCAGUGGGAUUUAUCCACGUGCUUAUUUACCCCCUUCUCUUUGGUAGUCAAUAACUGAAUUUAUCAGUGUGUUCUACUUCUGUAUAUGUGGGUUGGGAUGUGAGUACAAGUACAUGUGAACUCAGCUUUAAUUAAGCCGCUGGCAGUUGUUAAUUGCAGGAUGUUUUUUUA